Molecule: messenger RNA, 10380 nt
Organism: Petromyzon marinus (sea lamprey)
Lineage: Eukaryota; Metazoa; Chordata; Hyperoartia; Petromyzontiformes; Petromyzontidae
Product: myosin-10-like
Cellular component (GO): myosin filament; myosin II complex; cytoplasm
Molecular function (GO): actin filament binding; microfilament motor activity; ATP binding
Source: RefSeq, a predicted model, not a curated record
GCGAGACGAGGGGCGGGGCACGCGGCGGGCUUGAGCGCGCUCAUUCCGUCGCUGCUGCUGCUGCAGGGCGCGCGCCGCUCUGCGCUGCUCUCCCUCUCGCACGAGCUCGCGGGGUCCCCGAGCAAAGGCCACAGGGAGCAUCAUCAUGUCCACCCAGCAGGCCGCCACAGGGAGCGUCAUGGCGCACCGGAGCAGCAUCAGCGCCAGCUUUUCGGAGGACCCAGACAAGUAUCUGUAUGUGGACAAGGGUGUCGUCUACAACAUGGCUACACAGGCGGACUGGACCGCCAAGCGUCUGGUGUGGGUGCCGUCGGAACGCCACGGCUUCGAGUCGGCCAGCGUGCAGGAGGAGCGCGGCGACGACGUGAUGGUGGAGCUGGCGGAGAACGGCAAGAAGGCGGUGGUGAACAAGGAUGACAUUCAGAAGAUGAACCCGCCCAAGUUCUGCAAGGUGGAGGACAUGGCGGAGCUCACAUGCCUCAAUGAGGCAUCCGUGCUGCACAAUCUCAAGGACCGAUACUACUCGGGACUCAUCUACACCUACUCGGGACUCUUUUGCGUGGUGGUGAACCCCUACAAGAACCUGCCGAUCUACACGGACCAGAUAAUCGAGAUGUACCGGGGCAAGAAGCGCCACGAGAUGCCGCCCCACAUCUACGCCAUCACGGACUCGGCCUACCGCAGCAUGCUGCAGGAUCGCGAGGACCAGUCUAUCCUUUGCACGGGCGAGUCGGGCGCCGGCAAGACUGAGAACACGAAGAAGGUGAUCCAGUACCUGGCGCAUGUCGCGUCGUCCCCCCGGGGACGCAAGGACCACACCGCUCCGCCGGAGUCCCCGAGGCCUCUCAAGUCUCAGGGGGAGCUCGAGAGACAGCUGCUGCAAGCAAACCCCAUCCUCGAGUCCUUCGGCAAUGCCAAGACAGUCAAGAAUGACAACUCCUCCCGAUUUGGGAAAUUCAUCAGGAUCAACUUUGACGUGGCUGGCUACAUUGUCGGAGCAAACAUUGAGACGUACCUGCUGGAGAAGUCGCGUGCGAUCCGUCAGGCCAAGGACGAGCGGGCCUUCCACAUCUUCUACCAGCUGCUCACCGGCGCCACCGAGCACCUGCGCACCGAGCUGCUGUUGGAGGGCUUCAGCAACUACCGCUUUCUGUCCAAUGGCUACGUGCCCAUCCCUGGGCAGCAGGACAAGGACAACUUCCAGGAGACCAUGGAGUCCUUGCGCAUCAUGGGCUUCGCUCACGAGGAGCAGAUGGCCUUGCUCCGGGUCGUGUCGUCCGUGCUGCAGUUUGGAAACGUGGUGUUCAAGAAGGAGAGGAACACCGACCAGGCUUCCAUGCCCGACAACACAGCGGCGCAGAAAGUGUGCCACCUGCUGGGGGUGUCCGUGACGGAGUUCAGCCGCGCCAUCCUCACCCCGCGGAUCAAGGUCGGCCGCGACUACGUGCAGAAGGCGCAGACCAAGGAGCAGGCUGACUUUGCGAUCGAAGCCCUGGCCAAGGCCACAUACGAGCGUCUGUUCCGCUGGCUCGUGCUGCGCCUCAACAAGGCCCUGGACCGCACCAAGCGACAGGGCGCCUCCUUCAUCGGCAUCCUCGACAUCGCCGGCUUCGAGAUCUUCCAGCUCAACUCGUUUGAGCAGCUGUGCAUCAACUACACCAACGAGAAGCUGCAGCAGCUGUUCAACCACACGAUGUUCGUGCUGGAGCAGGAGGAGUACCAGCGCGAGGGCAUCGAGUGGAACUUCAUCGACUUCGGGCUCGACCUGCAGCCGUGCAUCGAGCUCAUCGAGAAGCCGGCAAACCCGCCGGGCAUCCUGGCGCUGCUGGACGAGGAGUGCUGGUUCCCCAAGGCGACGGACAAGUCGUUCGUGGAAAAGCUGAUUCAGGAGCAGGGCACCCACUCCAAGUUCAUGAAGGCCAAGCAGCUCAAGGACAAGGCGGACUUCUGCGUGAUCCACUACGCCGGCAAGGUGGACUACAAGUCUGACGAGUGGCUGAUGAAGAACAUGGACCCUCUGAAUGACAACGUGGCCACGCUGCUACACCAGUCCUCCGACAGAUUUGUGGCCGAGCUCUGGAAGGACGAAGUACAGGGCAUUCAGAGAGCCUAUUUCUAUGACACUUUCCCAGUGCUUCACAAUCAACCAGUGGACCGCAUUGUGGGGCUGGACCAGGUGUCGGGCAUGGCAGAGACGGCGUUCGGCUCGACCUACAAGACGCGCAAGGGUAUGUUCCGCACAGUGGGACAGCUCUACAAGGAGCAGCUGUCCAAGCUCAUGGCCACGCUGCGCAACACCAACCCCAACUUCGUGCGCUGCAUCAUCCCCAACCACGAGAAGAGGGCGGGCAAGCUGGAGCCCCACCUCGUGCUGGACCAGCUGCGCUGUAACGGAGUCCUCGAGGGCAUCCGCAUCUGCCGGCAGGGCUUCCCCAACCGCAUCGUCUUCCAGGAGUUCCGCCAGCGAUAUGAAAUCUUGACUCCAAAUGCCAUUCCCAAGGGUUUCAUGGACGGAAAGCAAGCCUGCGAACUCAUGAUCCGGGCACUGGAGCUGGAUCCCAACCUCUUCCGGAUCGGACAGAGCAAGAUCUUCUUCCGCGCGGGCGUGCUCGCCCACCUCGAGGAGGAGCGCGACAUGAAGAUCACUGACAUCGUCAUCCUUUUCCAGGCCUCGUGCCGCGGAUACCUCGCCAGGAAGGCGUUUGGGCGCCGGCAGCAGCAAAUGAGCGCCCUCAAGGUGAUCCAGAGGAACUGCGCCGCCUACCUCAAGCUCCGCAACUGGCAGUGGUGGCGUAUGUUCACCAAGGUGAAGCCGCUGCUGCAGGUGACGCGGCAGGAGGAGGAGCUGCAGGCGAAGGAGGAGGAGCUGCAGAAGGUGAAGGAGAAACAGAGCAAAGCCGAGUGCGACCUCGUCGAUUUGGAGCGCAAGCACGCGCAGCUCGUGGAGGAGAAGCAGAUCCUGGCGGAGCAGCUGCAGGCGGAGACGGAGCUGUGCGCCGAGGCGGAGGAGAUGCGCUCCCGCCUCGCCGCCAAGAAGCAGGAGCUGGAGGACAUCCUGCACGACCUGGAGGCGCGCGUCGAGGAGGAAGAGGAGCGCGUGCAGGCGCUCGCACAGGACAAGAAGAAGAUGCAGCAACACGUGCAGGACCUGGAGGAACAGCUGGAGGAGGAGGAGGCUGCUCGGCAGAAGCUGCAGCUGGAAAAGGUGACGACGGAGGCGAAGGUGAAGAAGAUGGAGGAGGACAUCAUCCUCCUGGAAGACCACAGCUCCAAGAUCACAAAGGAGAAGAAGCUGCUGGAGGAGCGCGUGGCCGAGGUUGGGACGCAUCUCACAGAGGAGGAGGAGAAAGCGAAGAACCUGCUCAAAGUGAAGCACAAGCACGAGGCCAUGAUCGCCGACCUCGAGGAGCGCCUCAAGAAGGAGGAGAAGACGCGGCAGGAGCUGGAGAAGGCGAAGCGCAAGCUGGACGGGGAGAGCACCGACCUGCAGGACCAGAUCGCCGAGCUGCAGCAGCAGAUCAUUGAGCUCAAGAUGCUGCUCGCCAAGAAGGAGGAGGAGCUGCAGGCUGCCCUCGCCAGGGGCGACGAGGAAACUCUGCAGAAGAACAACGUCCUGAAGCAGCUGCGCGAGCUGCAGUCGCAGAUGGGCGAGUUGGCCGAGGACCUGGAGUCGGAGAAGACGUCGCGGAACAAGGCCGAGAAGCAGAAGCGAGACCUCAGCGAGGAGCUCGAGGCCCUCAAGACGGAGCUUGAGGACACCCUCGACACCACUGCCGCCCAGCAGGAGCUCCGCACAAAGCGAGAGCAAGAGGUGGCGGAGCUGAAGAAGGCGAUCGAGGAGGAGACGAAAUCCCAUGAGGCGGCCAUCGUGGACAUGCGGCACCGCCACGGCCAGACGCUGGAAGAGCUCUCGGAGCAGCUGGAGCAGGCGAAGAGGUUCAAGGGCAACCUGGAGAAGUCGAAGCAGUCGCUGGAGGCCGAGCGCCAGGAGCUGCUGUCCGAGGUGCGCGCACUGGCGCAGUCGCGCUCCGAGUCGGAGCAGAAGCGCAAGAAGACGGACGGGCUGCUGCAGGAGCUGCAGGUCAAGGCGGCGGAGAGCGAGAGGUCGCGCGCCGAGCUCGGCGAUCGCGCCUCCAAGCUGCAGAACGAGCUGGAGAACGUGUCCACGUUGCUGUCGGAGACCGAGGGCAAGGCCCACAAGCUGGCCAAGGAGGUGUCGAGCCUGGAGUCGCAGCUGCAAGAAACGCAGGAGCAGCUGCAGGAGGAGACGCGGCAAAAGUUGAAUGCCAGCACAAAGGUCCGCCAGCUGGAGGAUGAGAAGAACGGGCUCCAGGAGCAGUUGGAGGAGGAAGAGGAGGCGAAGAAGAACCUGGAGAAGCAGAUGACCUCCCUACAUGCUCAGCUGGCUGAGGCGCGCAAGAAGGUGGAGGAGGAUGUGGGGUCCCUGGAGGGCCUGGAGGAGGGCAAGAAGAAGAUGCUGAAGGACAUGGAGGCGCUGACCCAGCGGCUGGAGGAGAAGGCGCCUGCGUGUGACAAGGUGGAGAAGACCAAGAACCGUCUGCAGCAGGAGCUCGAUGACCUCACCGUGGAUCUGGACCAGCAGCGGCAGACCGUGUCCAACCUCGAGAAGAAGCAGAAGAAGUUUGACCAGAUGCUGGCGGAGGAGAAGAGCGUGUCGGCGCGCUACGCGGAGGAGCGCGACCGCGCCGAGGCGGAGGCCCGUGAGAAGGAGACCAAGGCGCUGUCGCUGGCACGGGCACUCGAGGAGACGGUGGAGGCCAAGGAGGAGCUGGAGCGGAGCAACAAGCAGCUGCGUGCCGAGAUGGAGGACCUCGUGAGCUCCAAGGACGACGUCGGCAAAAGCGUCCACGAGCUGGAGAAGUCGAAGCGGGCGCUGGACCAGCAGGUGGCGGAGAUGCGCACGCAGCUGGAGGAGCUGGAGGACGAGCUGCAGGCCACCGAGGAUGCCAAGCUGCGCCUGGAGGUCAACAUGCAGGCGCUGAAGGCGCAGUACGACCGCGAGCUGCAAGGCAAGGACGAGCAGGGCGAGGAGAAGCGGCGCUCGCUCGUCAAGCAGGUGCGCGAGAUGGAGUCCGAGCUGGAGGAUGAGCGCAAGCAGCGCGCCCUGGCUGUCGCCGCCAAGAAGAAGCUGGAGGCGGACUACAAGGAGCUGGAGUCGCAGAACGAGGGCGCCAACAAGGGCCGCGAGGACGCCGUCAAGCAGCUGCGCAAGCUGCAGGCCCAGUUCAAGGACUUCCAGAGGGAGCUGGACGAGGCCCGGGCGGCGCGCGAGGAGGCCUUUAGCGCCGGCAAGGAGAACGAGAAGAAGGUGAAGAACCUGGAGGCGGAGGUCAUCACGAUGCAAGAGGAGCUGUCGGGAGCGGAGCGAGCGCGGCGCCACGUGGAGCAGGAGCGCGACGAGCUGGCGGAGGAGCUGGCCAACAACUCCACCGGGAAGUCCGGUCUCCUGGACGACAAGCGGCGGCUGGAGGCCCGGAUCUCGCAGCUCGAGGAGGAGCUGGAGGAAGAACAGGGCAGCGUCGAGCUGCUCAACGACCGCUUCCGCAAGGCCAGCCUGCAGGCGGAGCAGCUGACGGCGGAGGUGACGGCGGAGCGCAGCAAUGCGCAGAAGAAUGACAACGCGCGCCAGCAGCUGGAGCGGCAGAACAAGGAGCUGCGGGCGAAGCUGGCGGAGCUGGAGACGUCUGUCAAGGCCAAAUACAAGAGCACCGUUACGGCGUUGGAGGCCAAGGUGGCCACCAUGGAGGAGCAGCUGGAGCACGAGGCUCGGGAGCGAACAGGAGCCAACAAACUGGUACGGCGCUCGGAGAAGCGGCUGAAGGAGGUUAUGCUACAAGUGGAGGAUGAGCGUCGCCACGGAGACACCUACAAGGAGCAGGUGGAGAAGGCGAUGUCCCGCGUGAAGGCGCUGAAGCGGCAGCUCGAGGAGGCGGAGGAGGAGGCAACGCGCGCCAAUGCGGCGCGGCGCAAGCUGCAGCGCGAGCUGGACGAUGCCUUGGAGCACUCGGAGGCGAUGAACCGUGAGGUGAACACCCUCAAGAGCAAGCUCAGCACCCGAUUUAACAAACCUGACAAGCGAGGCGGCGCCUUCUCAUUCAGCAGCGGCGGCGGCGCCGCCAGCGGUAGCGGCAGUAGCCGAACCGGACGCCGCACUGUGCAGCACUCCUCCUUCGAAGGCGACCUGUCGGACGACGACUCGGUGAGCAGCAAGGAGAAGGAUUCUCUAAACGACACGCAGCCCAGCCCGAGCGAGUAGCCUGCGUCAGUGGCCUCCACCACCGCGAUGGUCCCCAGGGGACCUCGGCCUUCGGGCCUGGACUGCGGCACAAGGAGGAGCCGACGGCGGGGGGAGGGGGGCCGUGGGUGGCGCUGGUAUCACCUGGACUAUAGGACUAGACCUGAAACAAACAGAACUACAGGCAACCACUGAGCAGCAGCAGCAGCAGCAACGCACGCUGGGCCGAUGAUGCUACGAUCCCGGUCGGUGGGCGUGCCGACCGCACUUUUCAUUGUAACGGAAAUUCCAACAGUAUUUCAAGUUCGCCGCAGUAUGUUUAGAACUUUAGAUAUAAUGCCUGUUACAGCUUGUUAUACUUCUUGUAAUCGUAACCAUACGCCCGUCAUUUUGGUCUAGCUGACGUUUUCGUUGAUGUUAUAUUCUUUUGUAAUCUCGAAGCCUUGCUGGCAAGCCAACUGUGAAAAAAGCGAGCUCAAGGCUUCUUUGUAUCCGAUCGGAGUCCACGCAUUCAUACACAAAACGGUAUUUGUCCUUUAGGAGGCCAAAAUUUCCAAAAGUUAACAAUCGCACUCAGGCCUUACAAACUAAGGCGGAAGUGAGGCGAGCAGAGCAUGCAAUGCCCGCCCACCCUGCUAAUCAGUCUCUAAACACCCAAGCGAAACUAUUUUUAUUUUACCAGGUAAGACCCACUGAGCUAUGUGGCUCUUUUCAGAAGCGAUCUGGCCACAAAAUGAUACCUCAACGAAAGUGGCUAUUCAUGUGGAAAUUUAUAGCAGCCAAAUAAUCUAAACGCAUGUUUCUAUACAGACGUGAGGGUCUGGAUUGAACCCACAAUCUGUAUACCAGACGAGGUAGUUAACAUCUCGACACAGACGCAAACCAUUUGUAAUUUGCAAGUCCUACAAAGUAUUUGUGGGAGGUCUGACCCAGAUAGUGUUUGUGUUUGGUGUGACUCUUGUGUCUCAUACCUGAUGGAGGUGUUUACGGAGGUGGGCGUAGAGGGGCGAGGGAGAGAAUGACGUAUGCCUGUCUUAGCCCCACAUUGGAAACGCGUGCAAUGCACGUGUAGCAAAGGAGUUGGCGGCACAUGUCCCAAAUGAUUAAGGUGUUCGCUUGAUUAUUGGUGAUGACGGACAGGUGACAUUUCUCAAACUCGGGCCCUGUGUGGACAUAUCGAUGACCUGUUUUGGACGUGCUUUGUGUUAAGAGAGAGAGAGAGAGACAAUGAUUUACUGCGCACCUGGUUCUCGUGCUGAUGCGGACGAGGAGCGUUGGAUUGGAGACAUUUCCUCUGUUGUUGAAUCCUGGACCCCCCCCCCCCUCCCUCCUGCGUACGACCCUGGAAAGUUAUCGCGCCUGUUCUUUCCGGGGUCGUGUAUUCUAGGAGGCAGUGAAAGACUUAAGCCAGCCACGGAGCCUUUCCCAGUGUGGCUUUCGCUUUUCGUCGAUCCUGCUGCAAAUGUACUCGUACUUUUUUUUUGUUUCCUGAAGGAAAACUGUGAUGCCUAAUGUACUCCCGUGUCCACGUAUUUGAUGCAACUGCAGAGAUCGCAAACUUGCACAGCGUAGGGUAAAUGUGACUACAGUGCUCUACCACUGUCAUCUGUGUAAUCAUGUUCAACUCCACGUCUUUUGCUUAUGGUUACUAAUUUAGGUGCAUUAGCUGUGUUUACACUAGGGGAUUUAGUCUGUACCAGUGGCCACUUGUUGAGAACACGACGGGAAUGGGGGUUCCUAUUAGGACGCUACAUUCUCAGACCUGCGGCUCCAAGCAAAUGGAGAGGAACACAAGGGACAUUCAAGAGGGCUUCAACCAUUGGGAUUGCGACCGCUGUCUCUAUUUUUGAGCCAUAUUUUCCUUUUGAAGUGGCAUAAACGAGAUCCAUUUCGGAGUGGGAGAGUUCGGUUCUCAGUGGACCUGUUGUGAAUCCGUGGCCCUGGUGUGAACACAGCUAUAGCGGCUGAACUUCAUCGGGAGGCUCGGUGUUCCGAGGUGCGGCACAGCGCGCAUGGAAGCUCGACCCCACGAGCUGUUCUGUGGGAUCAGAUUGAGGCAUGUACCCAGUGAACAUGCAAACGUUGGUUGAUGUUGGGCCAACGUUUGCAUGUUCACUGGGCAACAGUGAAGAUGUAUCCAUUCAUCUGUUAAAAUCAGUUAUUCUGCUCUGAAUACACGCAUUAAGACGUGUGUGUGUGUGCGUGAGAAUCAAUUAUUUACAAGUUAUGCAAAUUACAUGUUAGAAAUUGAGAUGAACGGAGACAACAAAAGUAUAAAAAAAACUGAAUAAACUGUACAAGCGGGUCGGUAUAAAUGACACAAUUUGAUUACUGUGUUUUUUACCACGUUUCAUGGACACAGUGGGAAGGCGAAUCGUUACAUGCUUUGUUAGUAAGUCUGGCCUCUGCCCUGACCAUGAACGUUAUCAUUGGGCUUACGGACAGCAACAUUGCUCCAAGGGCCCCACUAAUAACCGUGGAACGUACUCUUUGGUUUUUUCGGUAAAGUCACGUAGGUAAAAUAAAAUGAAAACUAAAUUAAAUCACGACGUUUCGGAGGCAACACAAGCUUCCGUCUUCAGGUGGAACAGACACAGCAAAAUUAGCUGCAGUCUUUUUCACACAUUGCCUCAUGAACCCCGAAACGUCUGUCGGCUGAUGCUGACGCCAGGUCUGAUAUUACGGUGGCUUCAGAGCAGGAAUGGGGAACCUGCUAUUCGCGGGCCGUAUCUGGCCCACGACCUCAACGCGUACGGACUGCGGCCACAUGAGGCCUACCGCUUCGUUAUGGCUCCCAAACUAUAUUUAUCACUACAAGCGUACUAUUCACACGCCGACCCGGCAUCAAUGCGUUGCAGUGAAAGUAAAGCGGUAAAAGGUCAGCCCGAGUUCUUUUCACGUUACAUUAUUUUUUAUUAUUAUUAGAUAACGCCAGCCGUGUGUUCAGUGCAGUCCGAUUAAAGGUAUUUGAGAAUCCUAUAUGGCCCUCGAUAAGAAAAAAGGUGUCCCACCCCAGCUUUAGAUGCUGGACUCAAGUCGUAUGUCAUGCGUCAUGACUCUGGUGGCAGCAUCCUUUUGGGUUUCUUUUGGUCGUGAUCGGAGAACAAAUUAUGAACAGGUUUCAUUUUUGGGUCGGUUUCGUCGCUCCGCUCCUCGAAUUGGGAAUAUGACGCUUCGCCGUUUGUCAACGAGGCGGAGAACUUAACUUGGUAGCAAAACACGAAUCGUAACGAUUUCUUUAAAUUAUCAAUAAAUGUGAAUUAACUUAUAUUCUUGGUUCUUUCGGUAAAGUCACGUAGAAGGGAAACAAAAGAAUAAAAAUAUAAAGCAAAAUUAUCACGACGUUUCAACUGCAACACAAGCAGUCAUCAUCAGGUGUGAUAAUUAACUUGAUAACUUUUUUCACAUGCGUUGCUUAUGUGAGUGGUGUUUAUAAAUUCAGUCUUUUGGGGCUGUUAAUUAAUAACGAUUACGUUUUGCCACCACGGGUGGUAGCGAAGGGUGAAAUAGUAUGUGGGCAUGUAAUGAUGCAUCAAUUUAUCAAUUAAAAUUCUACUCUUUACACUCACGGUUCAUGCAUCAAAUCAUAUACGUGUAUGAUAAUGUCAUAUAAAAUCUCAAAUUAUACAAUUGUUACGUUCUUGAGUAAAGUCGCCGCCCAAAAUUCAUGACAAAUGAUCGACUUCGCUGGGGAGGGGGAGGAGGGAUGAAUUGUUACACGACUUCUUGUCUGGUCCCAUGGACUCUUCUGUUGCGUGAUUAAUUGUGAUUGGUCAGCCCUAGACACCCUGGCCACAUGCUAGGUGAGGUGAUUCGACUGCUUUGAGCAGUGAGGGAGCAGCCUCUCUGGGAAAGCCACUCUCACCUGGUCCAGUAGAGAGCCAUUGCCCGCUCUAUAUUUGUAUCCAGGUGAAAGCCCAUUGAGACGAAAAGUAUAUUUCAAGGGAGACAUGGAUCAAAGUAUAUCUAGUAAUGACGAUUAUACAUUACAGCAGUGUUCAUUCACAGCAAAUGAGCCCGGGGGGAGCGGUGAAAGCGUCUCAUUAAAUAAAAACGAUGUGACAUCUGCUCGUUAUGGCAUAACAUUUUUUUUAAAUAAAAGUUAUACUUGCUGUACCCUAAAA